AUGUCAGAGAGAAUAUUUGUGGCAGACAAGAAAAACAUAUCUUCAAAGUCAAGAAAUGAAUCUUAUCCAAUGCAGAACUGUAUCCGUAGCUUAACAGCUGUAUUAAACAGAUUUUUUCAGUAUCUGUUCUUUAAAUUGACUAGUGCAAGCACCAAUGGCUCUACAACUAAUCUCCAAAAGCUAGAUUUUGGCAAGAUUUCAGAAGACCAUAAAGAAGCUGGUGUUUUGGAUUCCAGUGGAGAGCAAGUACAGCCUGAGGCCAAGUUUCAAGAAAAACUGCGGAAAUUAUGUACUUGUCCUCCUCAAGGUAUAAUUGCCAAAGUAAUAACAAACGUGGCAAUAGGAGCAGUGGCCUGGGGCCUAAUUUGGAAUUUUGCAGACAAAGAGAGUCUGCCUGGUGGGAAGAUCUUCGGAAUAGUAUGCCUCUAUUUUUGUUCAGUAAUUGGUGGCAAAAUUAUACAGCUAAUUAAAAUACCAGGACUGCCUCCUCUCCCUCCUUUUCUUGGUAUGUUGCUUGCUGGAUUUCUCAUCAGAAAUAUUAAAUACGUCAGUGAGAUGAUUGUGAUCGAAGUAAAGUGGGGAGUUAUAUUCAGAAACACUGCCCUCUCGAUUAUUUUGUCUCUAGCUGGUCUUGGCCUUGACCCAAAGGCUCUGAACAAGUUAAAAGCUGUCUGUUUCAGACUAUGCAUGGGACCCUGCAUCAUUGAAGCAUGCUCUGCAGCAAUCAUUUCUCACUUUAUAAUGAAAUUCCCAUGGGUAUGGGGGCUUAUGUUAGGAUUUGUUCUAGGUGCUGUAUCUCCAGCUGUUGUGGUCCUUUCCAUGCUGAUGUUACAGAGACAAGGUCUUGGUGUAGAUCAAGGAAUUCCAACUUUACUAAUAGCUGCUGCUAGUAUGGAUGACAUUGUAGCCAUCACAGGCUUUAACAUUUUCUUAGGCAUGGCUUUUUCCUCAGGAUCCACUUUUCGUAGCAUCUUUCGUGGUCUGGUGGAAGUUGUUAUUGGUGCAGGUGUUGGUUGCCUUUUAGGAUUUUUUAUUAUAUAUUUUCCAAGCAAGGAUCAGCAAUCCAUUGUAUGGAAAAGAGCCUUCUUUGUGAUUGGCUUCUCAGCAUGUUCUCUUUUAAGCUGCAAACAUUUUGGCCUUCCAGGAUCUGGAGGACUCUGUGUCAUUGUUUUGUCAUUUCUGGCUGGAAUGGCAUGUUCUGAUGAAAAGAAAGCAGUGCAAGAUGUUGUUACUUUUGCAUGGCAAGUGUUCCAACCAUUUCUAUUUGGACUAAUUGGAGCUGAAAUCUGCAUUACCGAUAUUGGAUUUGAAACUGUUGGGUUUUGUUUGGCCACUAUGUUUUUGGCUUUAGCGGUUCGAAUUCUGGCUACGUUUUUGUUGGUGUCUGGCUCUGGUUUUCAUUGGAAGGAAAAGUUAUUUAUUGCACUGGCAUGGAUCCCCAAAGCAACUGUCCAGGCUGCAAUUGGUUCUACUGCCUUAGAUACAGCACGAGAAUAUAAGGAUAAAAAGCUAGAAAAAUAUGGCAUGUACAUCGUGACAAUAGCUUUCCUUGCAAUCUUGAUCACAGCUCCUGCUGGAGCUGUGAUAAUUAGACUGGCUGGACCUAGACUUCUCCGCAAGACUACCAAAGGCAAUGAAGAUGCCCUAGCAAUAGACAGUUUUUCAUCAGAAGAGACAACUUAG
This is a messenger RNA of Protobothrops mucrosquamatus (brown spotted pit viper), 1683 nucleotides long. RefSeq names its product sodium/hydrogen exchanger 9B2-like. Gene Ontology annotation, cellular component: membrane. The record is from RefSeq and is a predicted model, not a curated record. NCBI's taxonomy places the organism in Eukaryota, Metazoa, Chordata, Lepidosauria, Squamata, Viperidae. The transcript has 12 exons. Gene Ontology annotation, molecular function: antiporter activity. The coding region runs from base 1 to 1683 and encodes 560 amino acids. Gene Ontology annotation, biological process: proton transmembrane transport.